UAGGCUCGAUGAGUGUUGAGAGUUGAGAGGGCCUUGAUCGAGCUGUGAUAAGUUUCUUUCCGAAAACAUUAGCGCCGAGGUAAAUGUAUCGCAGAAACAACGAACUACGUUGAGUACGAUAGUGUUACGCAUAACGUAUAGAGGCUUGUUUUUAAUUGUGUAUAAUACAAGCGUAAUAGAAACAGAUAAUACUAGUGGAACAAAAUAACAACGUUCGUAAAGAUUGGCCAUCUUGAAAAGAUAUGUCAUAUUUUUUAAAACGUCAACAAUAUAGUGUGUAUUGUUCAAUACAUGCCGCCAGAUUGCUUUAACUACGGUUGACUACACACCUAAUCAUCGGAAGUAAAGGCGACACGGUGGCGUAUUUGACACGCGGACGUAAUCGUAAAAGAAGCACAGCUUCGUCAAAUAAUGAAUCGCACUGACGGAUUGGUACAACGACGACGUGUUGUUAACAGCAGUAGUGGUAGUAGUCUAGGCCAGGAUGGCUCUAAUGAUAUUAGCCAUAAUGAUAAAUUAUCUGGUCAUGGCAUGGAUACAGACUGUACCAUGCAAAAAGAUCUUAAUUCAAAUCCCAAGAUCGACGAAUCCCAAGAUUCUGAUAAGGAAACCAGAUUGACACUCAUGGAGGAAGUUUUAUUACUUGGCCUGAAAGACAAGGAGGGUUACACAUCAUUUUGGAAUGAUUGCAUAAGUUCCGGAUUACGUGGUUGUAUUUUGGCAGAACUUGGAUUUCGUGGUCGAGUAGAAUUAGAAAAAGCUGGUAUGCGCAAAAAGGGACUAUUGGUGAGGAAACUUCUACUGAAAAAUGAUGCUCCUACAGGAGAUGUUCUGUUAGACGAAGCUUUAAAACACCUAAAAGAAACUGAUCCACCUGAAACUGUUCCUAGUUGGAUUGAAUACCUCAGUGGAGAAACAUGGAAUCCACUCAAAUUAAGAUAUCAGUUGAAAAAUGUUAGAGAAAGAUUAGCUAAAAAUCUUGUUGAGAAAGGAGUUUUGACAACUGAAAAACAGAAUUUCUUACUCUUUGAUAUGACAACUCAUCCUCUUACUGAUAAUCUUGCCAAAAGUCGACUUGUAAAAAAGAUUCAAGAAGCCGUGUUAAGUCGCUGGGUCAAUGAUGCUGGCCGUAUGGAUAGGCGAACAUUAGCUUUAGUUAUUUUAGCUCAUGCAGCUGAUGUAUUAGAAAAUGCGUUUGCACCUCUCUCAGAUGACGACUAUGAACUAGCGAUGCGACGAGUGCGAACAUUAUUGGACCUUGACUUUGAAGCAGAAGCUGCUAAACCUAAUGCUAAUCCAGUUCUUUGGGCGGUAUUUGCUGCAUUCACUAAGUAACAAUUCUUUCACAAAUUACAAGUGUAUAAAGCAAAUAUUGGAUACUAGUAUGAAUACUUGGGACUAUCAAAUUUACAGAAAUUUUUGUUGCAAUCUGAAAUGGAGUAGCUGCAAGUGUUAUUAAUGAUCAUACAAUUCAGACCAAAUACCUUGAACCCAACUGUGUAAAGCAGACUUAGAAUAUUAGUCAUUUCCAUUACUGUUAUUUAAUACAUUUGAUAGCUGAAUUAUGAAUGUUCAUAUUUAAAUAUUAUAAAGAGCAAAAAAGAAUAACAAAAUUUAAGGUAUGAAUGAGUACUUUGCGUGUGGGGUAGUGCCAUGUCAGCUCAGGAACAAAAGAUUGCACUGUGCUGAGUUUUGUCCCAUAUCUUCUCUGUGUCUAUUAUCUGAACAUGGACUGCAAAUACAUAUGUUUACAGACGCGACAAUUAUAUGGCAGACAUUUAAUGUUGGAUCAAAUGUCACAUUUCUGAUAGUUGUCUAAAUGUGAAAGCAAUGAAAGUAAUUCUUUGCACAGUGGUGACGAAUUUUUAUCGUUUCUUUAUGUCUUCUUUAUAGAAAACUGGAUUAUAGUAGGUUUAUAUUUCCAAAAUUUGUUUUUAUUUUUUUUUAACUAGUGUAUAUUUAUAGUUUCACUAGGUGGCAGUAAAGUACUCAGAUGUCAAAAAUAGUUUAUGAAAGUCAUUUCUAUCCCACUUAAAUCUUUCUCGAUGUAUCGCUAUGAUCUAUGAUGAAAUGUAACGCGGGAAUAGUUGGAGGUAGCAAACGAAUAUGUCGAAGCUAUUAUGUUCUUAAUUAAUACGCGAUACGCACGUAUGUUCCCAAAAAAUUUUGUUGUUAACUUAUCGUAUAUAUGUUACUGUUGUUAACAUUAUACGAUGUGAUAUGAUACGAUGUAAGUAGAAAAAAAAUAAAGUGGGGAUUGUCUGUUAUAAUUAGUGUAUCAAGGCAAACGAAAUUAAAGACGAAUAAGGGAUUUUCAAAAAUUAUAAUUGUUACUAAUGUCAGUAACAUAUACUAUCGUCUUUUACAAAUCUUUAAAUGUGUAUAGGGUGAUCAAGAAAUAUUUAAUCUUUCUUUGGAAUGUUUGUAUAAUAGUAAUAAUUUAUUUCUUGGACAUUUAAAUAUUUUCUAGCAACAUUUGAAUGAUCAAUGUAUGAGAAACGAUUCAAUUAUUUUACUUUUUUAUCUAUUUUUUUAUACAUCUUAAAUUACAUCGAUUACUAAAAUCGUAAAUUUGUGCAAUUGCUUAAUAGUUGGUCUCAAAUCUUCGUUCAUUACGAAAAUCGAAUAUUUGUGAUAAGUUUAGUAUGUAUUUAACAAUGGCAUUUCUGAGUAUUUAGUUCACAAAUUAUAUUUGUGGAAAUAUAUUGAUCUUUUAAAUGGAAGGUAUAUUGUUAUUUUUGACAAUGUUUAAACUGAUCAUAUUGAUUUGAAUAUAUAAGUUUUAUAUUAUUACCUUUUAUUUAAAAACUAUAAAAAUUUUAGGCUCAUAUAUUUUAAAUACACAUAAGAGUCAGUUUCAGUAUCUGCAUUAGAACAGAUUAAUCAGUUUCAAAUGUAUUUGUACCUUUUAUGGUUAUAAUAGUAGUUGAAAAUUUCGUACUUGUAGGAUUAGAACUUUACCAUUAAUUUAACUAAUUUAAUAAUAUAUCUUUUUAGUUUAAAGCAGCAUGUUAUGUUAUCUUUGUUUGAUUAAUAUUUCUUGGAACAUCCUGUAUGUAUUCAACUGAAUUUGUUCAUAAUGUUGAGGGGUUCCCUACAUAAGUUUGUAUAACAUGAAAUUAUUUUAUGUGUUUAGAUAAUAUGUAUUAUAGAACAAUAAACUUAUUUUUGUUUAUA
Molecule: messenger RNA, 3177 nt
Organism: Bombus impatiens (common eastern bumble bee)
Lineage: Eukaryota; Metazoa; Arthropoda; Insecta; Hymenoptera; Apidae
Gene: sau
Product: Golgi phosphoprotein 3 homolog sauron
Exons: 4
Coding region: 412-1335 (307 amino acids)
Biological process (GO): Golgi vesicle budding; Golgi organization; retrograde vesicle-mediated transport, Golgi to endoplasmic reticulum
Cellular component (GO): Golgi cisterna; trans-Golgi network; cytosol
Molecular function (GO): phosphatidylinositol-4-phosphate binding
Source: RefSeq, a predicted model, not a curated record